AUGGUGGAGACAUUGGUCAGCAUCCGUGCCAAGUACCUCUUGUCUACCAUGCAGUUCUUAAUGGUCGUUCCUGAACGGCCGAAUGUGCGGAAGCAGUCGGCAAAGUUUGUGACGUUCGAAGACAUUACCAUGGCCCAGGCGCAGGUGCUGCAUGAUGUUGUGACUUUCAUGUGUCGCAACGAGUUCAAGGAAACCCAUGACUACAUUGUGGAGCUGGAGUCUCGUUUCAUGAUGCAGCACCCUGAAGCGGACGUGUUGACGUGGAGCGCCAUGUGGUCGAAUGUUCUUCAGAAGAUCCUUGCCAGCCACAGCAAGCACUGCAAGAACCAGAAAGGUGGUAGUGAGAACAGUAGCAGCGCUGGCAGCGCUGGCAGUGAGACAUGCGAUUUCAAGAAGCUGCUGCCGCCUCCCAACACAAUCGUGCCCAAAACACGAUUCCGCGACGGCGCGGCCGACCCAGCGGCAGCGGGAGGUGUCAAGGACGAGCCAGAGUCAAGCGUUCCGGGCCAGGCUCAGGCUGCAGCUGACCCUGAUCCAGAUCCUGAACCCAAGAUCCUGUACUUCACCGAGAUUUACACAGCUGGCAGCGGCAACAAGAAGGAUGCAGUGCACACAUUGGAUGUCCUGGCGGUGCAGGCGCAAAUCCAGCACACGUUGCUGAUGCGAGCGGGGCGCCGGUCUUCGCGGGCGCUGCUGGAUGUCAUUUAUUCUGACUCCCGCAGCGCGGCGGUCAUCAAGGGGGAGAGUCUGUCCGAAACUCUGGCUGACGCAAGGCUCUUUGCCUUCGGCACGGUCAGUACUGAGCAGGGACCCAAGUCCGUGAAGGUGGGGCAUGCCAUGUUUGGGACCAUGAAGGUGGACUUUUGGCUGGCUGCUGAAGGAUUUCAAAAACUUACAUCGCUCUGUCCGUGUGCAGUGUGGUUCAUGAAGGCUUCUGGCGACGCCAAGAAGGCAAUGUUCAGUGGCCAGGACCUGGAGGAAAGAAUGGAGUGCUCCGAUGCGCCCCUAGGCCAGCACAUAGUGGUAGUGGUAGUGAGUGCGAACAUUGCCAGGCAUGGAGGCAAAUGCACAGUGAUCAUGAACUUCCCGUUCGUGUCUUUUCGGAAGGAGGCGUUGAAAGAGGAGAGGCAGCCGCAGGGGGAGAUCUUGUGUACCAGGACGUUCAUGCCUUUGGAGAAUAAGGCAACGACGGGAGCCAAGAAAACGCAGACAUCGCAGCUUCAGAUCGGUGGCCAUGUGUUCAAGAAGAGCAGCGAUGAGCAGGGUGCCAAACAGGAGAAGUCAGCGGAGCUGCUUCUCGCCGUGCAAGGUGUUCAGCCAAAGCAUUGCAACCACUUAUUGAAAUGA
Symbiodinium natans is the source of this 1347-nucleotide messenger RNA. Lineage: Eukaryota; Dinophyceae; Suessiales; Symbiodiniaceae. The record is from the annotation of a GenBank genome assembly.